Messenger RNA from Sebastes umbrosus (honeycomb rockfish), 6732 nucleotides. RefSeq names its product WD repeat-containing protein 49-like. Gene Ontology annotation, molecular function: protein binding. The transcript is spliced from 18 exons. The record is from RefSeq and is a predicted model, not a curated record. Lineage: Eukaryota; Metazoa; Chordata; Actinopteri; Perciformes; Sebastidae. The coding region runs from base 1507 to 4191 and encodes 894 amino acids.
AGUGCUCCAUUUCCGCUCACUUGCCCUUGCAUUCUCUGUCUUCGCAGGCACCUCUUUCCUCCCAGUACUAAGAUCCGUACCAAUUUUUUUCCCCCCAUUCCAGCAACUUCAUUCUUCUCCCUGUAUAAUAGUGGAUUUUCCAUGGUGGAUUUGUGCUGGGCUAUUUUUGGGCUCUCUACUGGCUCCUACAUGCACCACUGUAAUCCAAUUGUGAUAGUGUUAAUUUUUUAAAGCUUUAUUAUUGAAAUUGCUGAGACCUAAUUUUCUCAUCCUGUCACCGUUGACGACCGCUGUAAUCAGCUAAUUCAAGUUAUUCCAGGCCAUUAAGUCACUCGCUGGGAUUGGUCGUGGUCACUGAAGCAGCGGGGAGUGAGGGAAACGAUAAUAUCUGCGUUGGACGUAUAGCUUUAGUCUGCAUUCAUGCUUGCGGCGAUCUAUCUUUCUUUUGUUUUGUGUGUUUACAGCUACGAGUGACCCGCAGGAAGUCCUCUCAAAGGCAUGCGAAUGGCACCAUAAAGCUCUGGUUUGUUUUUGUUCAGGUCCAGGUUCACAUCAGUACUUUUUUUUACUUGUUUCAAUGCAUGAACACUUUUAUGAUUGGCAGUAGAAUACUAAUGUUGUUGUGAAUUCAGUUGCUGUAACUAUGGUGUGUGUGUGUGUAUCUGGGUUGGGGGGUAAUUGUACCUCACACAGAUUAUCUCCUCUCCAGUGCUUAAUCUGUGAAUAGAAGUAACACACACUCACAUUGUGUUACAUACAGACGAUGGGGCCUGGACUCACAAACACAACUCUUUUUGACUACUUGGUUGCCAGGAAACUUAGCCCAAGUCUUUGAGAGUGAGGGAUAAUAAAAGAAAAGAGUGUGUGUGUGUGUGGCCUCUGCAACUGUCUGGGCUACUGGGGGCAGUUAGUUAACUCUCUCUGGGUGUGUGUGUGCUGCAGCCGGGGCUGUUAGCGUUGAUUGCUUCUCAGACAUCGCUGGCUUAGACAAACCUCUGGACACAAAGAGUCUUCGACAGACAGCCGAGGCCGAGACGGACCAACCAGAGGAUUUAUUCGAAAUGUCAUACAUUUAAGAAUGAUGUUUCAGCACCUCAGGAGCAUGGGGACCGUUUUCUGUGGACCCCCAUUGUGGACUGAGGGGAUGAAAUUGGUCGUCUUGGUAAGUUUGAUUUUGUUAUUAGCUGCCAAACUGUGUGUUCAGCUACUACUAUAUGGACUUCAUGAUUAAAAACCUGCUUGACUGAAGUGUACACACCGGCAGUCCUGGAAAGGUGCAGCUAACUUGACAGUGAUGUUGCCAGGGCCAAGAGCCUGUCAUUAUGUAGUUACAGCUUGGUGCUGUGAUGGCUUUUUGGACAGUUUGACUGCUGUGGAUGGUACUCUGUGCAACUUUAAUAAACCCCAGAUAGAAAUCCAGCAGUGACGGACAGUUUGGAGAGAGUUGACUGGAGCUGAAGGGGCCAUCCAGGAAGAAGAGAGGCAACUCUAGUCUGAGCUGUAACCAUGGGAACGAGGAUGGAGGUGGCACAGCUUGAGAGCAGGAUGGACACUAAGGACUAUAGAAAGCUACAGGACCUGUUCCUGGACCCCUCGGGUGCACCUCGCUCCUUGUCCAGAACUGAAUUCAUCAAUCUGGCAUGGUCAUCAGUUGGUCGUGGCUCCGAGGAGGAAUAUGGCCUCCUGUUUGACAGCGUGGUCGUCACUCAGGAGCACCGCGGCCUCAUUCUGGAUGUCGAUGCCGUGAAGGAAGAGGGGCGCGUCGACUGGGGAGGACUGUGCUCUUUUCUGCUUCUGGAGCUUUCUGAGAAAGUGAAGAACACCAGAACCAGCGGUGUGCCGUGCUGGAAGCCACCACGCACUCUGACCUGUCCGCAUCGAGACCCGGUUCAAAAGGUGUUGUACCUGCAGAGUUCAGGUCAGUAUCUGACCGUGAGUAAAGGAGGAACCGUGGGGCUGCGGGACAGAGAGGACAUGUCUCUCCUGCACACACAUCGACUGCAAAACAGCACAGUCCAACCCAAAGACCUCUGGGUCACCGACAUGGUGCUACUGCACAACGUGCACAAGAUAGCUGUGUCUUUCACGAGUAAGGAGGUGUGUUUUUAUGACACUCUGUCAAAACAGGACUUCGGGUGCAAGUAUAAACUCCAGGGUUUGAAGUUUACUCCCUGGUGUUUAGACUACUGGGUGGAUCCAUCUCACCCGGACCAGGCCGUCCUCACCAUCGGAGACAUUGGAGGACAGGUCAGUGCUUUAUAUUUUACCUCCGCUCAGAUCUCUCUGUUUGAGAGACUCAGUGUGAGGAUGGAUUCAGAUUCAGCAGACAUCAUCCUGUGGGACGAGCUGGUCAAAGGAAAGCAUCGCUCCUGUUACACUGUGACACACCAAGCGCACGCGCCUGCCUGGGUUAGAAAAGUACGUUACCUGGGCUUGCUGGAGGCCUUUGUGUCGUGUAGCACCAGAGCGCAGAGCAGCAUGGUGAUCGGCUGGAGGGAAAAGGAAAGCAGGAGUCUACGAGUCACCUCUUUCUUUACAAAGAAGGGUGUGUGGGACAUGGACCACCACCGUGGACUCAAUCUGAUAGCCACAGCAGGUGUGGAUCAUCAGGUCUUGCUGUGGAACCCGUGUGUGACCUCUGAGCCAGUUGGUACGCUCAGCGGGCACACGAGCCCCGUCACCGCAGUCUGCUUCAUGCAGACAAAGCAGCAACUGCUCAGCUACUCCAAAGAUAAGGUCCUGUGUCUAUGGGAUGUAUCUCGCCAGCUGUGUGUUCACCGUCUGGCCGGCGUCUUCCCAAAGACACAGGAGGACAUGCACACCGUCCUGUUUCUCCAUGAGGAGCGUCAGCUCCUCUUGCUGUCCUUCAACAGCCUGCUUCUCCUGCUGGAGACCACGAAGGAGGAGAAGAGGACCAGCAGCCACGAGCACCCUGUUACCUGUGUGCUCUAUAAUAGUCUGUUCAGACAGGUAGUCAGCGGUGACUCUGCCUCCUCUGUGAUCUGCUGGCUGGCUCACACGGGCCAAAAGGUCAAGCAGUUCCACCGUUGCCAUGGCAACGCCGAGAUCUCCGCCAUGGCCCUGGAUGGUACGCAGACCCGGCUGUUUACUGCAGGCGCUGACGGCGAGGUCAAAGUGUGGGACUUCAACGGCCGCUGCCUCCACAGAAUGAACGCAGGCCUGGGUCGGGCUGUGGCGAUCUCACAGGUGCUGCUGCUGAAGAGGAGUAUACUGGUGAUGGGCUGGGACAGGAUGUUAACAGUUUUCCGUCUACACUCCUUCUCGCAGUCGUUCGUUGAGCCGUCGGAGUGGAAGGGAGGCGUUCAGCAUCGCAGCGAUGUGCUCUGUGCCGCGUUCCUGCCUCCACAGACUCUGAUCACAGGAAGCUACGAUGGAGAGAUUAUAGUGUGGAACAACAGCACAGAAAAAGCUUUGAGGAAGCUGCGGACACAUGCUGAACACAGAGCAGGUCAUUUCCCAGAUUCCCAUCUUGGUGUGAUUGGCAAUGAAGACUCUGAAAACUCCUUUGCCAUCACUAGAUUGUUCUCCAUACCGGGACGCACGUCUGUGGCUGCAGCUACAGGUGGUGCAGACUUGGUGUCCUGCGGAGGUUCAGGUGUGGUCCGACUCUGGAACACCGUCCACAGCCGUCUGGUGGGACAGUUCACAGCUCACAACCGGGACCUGGGGUAUAUUGUUACCACUGUCAGCCCAUGUGGGAAAUAUUUAGUCACAGCUGAUCGGGAGGGAACACUCAAGACUUGGGACAUACAGAAUUAUUGUCUCGAGCCAGAUGACACAAUAACCAAAAAACCUCCGAAACUACUGUGCAGUUUCCGCCCACACCUUGACCGCGUGACUCACCUGGAGACGUGUCUCCAUGGCGACAGACUCUUCGUCCUCUCGGCAUCAUUGGACUGCAGUGUGGCUCUCAGCUACCUGCCUGGAGAUACCGUCGGCCUGUUCGGACAGGAGGAGCAGUGGUGCUUGGAGAGACCUGGACCUCCGCACCCACAGCAGGAACCAGAGCGGAACCAGAGAGACCAGGGAGGGAAGAGGUCAGCUCCAGCUCCCAGUGAGACGCUCCCUGACCCAGGACCCGACACCUCUGCUGAGGAUGGAGAGGUGGGGAUAAAAGACGAGGCAGAGGAUUGUGGGAUGGACGCAGGAGUGGACAGAAGAAAACAUUAAUCCAGGUCAAGAGUUGAGUCUGUCUAAAGUGCACGGUGUUGUACAACUUCAGCUUCAUUUUCACCGCUCUAUUUCACUGUCUGUAAAAGCUGCACAGUAUUUUUGAAUUAUCCUAGAGGUAUUUAAGACGGUGCGCCAUGAUUUUGAGUGGGAUUUCGGAGGAACAGCCGAAACAUUUUAUCUUUCAUUUUAAGUAGAAAAAGUUUUUUCUUGACAUCAUUUACUGUCACUGUCGUAACAGAUGUACUAAGAGAACUAAGCCGUUUGUCUAUCACAUAUUCAGAAGACCUUGAGUCAGAGAAAAACGGCACUAAAUUGCAGCUUUUUCCCCAUUUUAUUUCUCUGCCUCAGGACAGUGUGGUGUGUAACAGUGACUAGUCAUGGCUGCCUUUCACAACCACAAAGAAUGAAAUAGCAUUUGUGAUGCUCCCAAUUCUGUGAUUUUUACUCUGAUGCUUAGAGAACAGAAAGAGAUGGCAUUCAACAUUUUUUUUGGGUGGGAGUAGGAGUGUGCCUUAUGGUUUGAAAGUGAUUGCGCUGCUGUAAUACAAAAGUCAGUAAAAGUUGGCAGUCGUCACUGGAGUUCUCAAAGUCAGUCCUCCCAUUCAUCGCCAAUAGAGUAGCUUCAGGCUGGUUCACACAUUUGACACCACGCAUUAGAGGUUUUUAUUCUCUGGUUUUCUACGUUUGAGAGAUAGAUUUUUCAUCCCACACAUACUGAUGAGGCUGUCCUGAUGGGAAUGUGAACUCAGAAAUAUCCAACAUUAUAAUCAUUAAACUAAGCCUUAAAUAUUUAUUUGACUGUACUUAUUGAUCUUGUGUUUCCUGGAUAGGAGGUAUCGGGAACAAACCAGGAUACAAAAUAUCAGCCGGCCUCAGCCUGGCUGACAAUUUAGUGGUCUGUUUGUCUUCGUGCAGUCUUGCAGUUUCUGUUCCUUGCUUCAUUGGCUUUUGGUUAUGUACUGUAUACUCAUUUUUGACGCAGAACACUCACAGUCCUUUUUCACAAACUGUCAUUUGAUGUACAGUAAAACAAAUUUGUUUUUAAAUUCCUUAAAAGUAGGAGAUCUUAGAAAUAUACAUUUGAGUAAAUAUUUUGCCAGCCAAAUCAAAUUGUUUACAGGAUAUUAAACCUUUCAACCUUCGAUUGUACAAAGGCAAUAAAGUAUGUCCAUGAAUAUAUUGAUAUGAGAUAUGAGUUUACAGAUAAUUACAAUUCCACCUGGAAUUGAGGAGUUGCAUGUUUGGUCUUUGGUGUAUUGGCGGUAACACUCGUUGACUUCUUGCUUCUUCGCAGAAUAUUUUCUUUGUAAGUCCCCUGAAGUUUUGGAGAAUACUGCAACGAACAACGUUGUCUUGCCCCAGUAUAAACCAGGCUUGAGGCUGUACUAAAUGCCAACGUCGGCAUUCUAACAUGCUCUCAGUGACAACGCUAUGCUGAUGUUUAGCAUAUAUAAUGUUUGCCAUAUCCACAAUCCUUAGUGUGUUAGCUAGAAUUUGCUGAUUAGAACAAAGUAAUACAACUGAGGCUGAUGGGAAUGUCAUUAGCUUUGCAGGUAUGUGGUCAUAUCGCAAAGUAUUGGCAAAAUUGAACAUUGACAUGACAAUGGCACUACUGUAGAUAAAAAGUCACCAAAGUUAUAGCAAUUAAUCCUGAAGGGGACAUGAGUGGCUGUACCAAAUUUCAUGGUCGCCCAUUAGACAUCUCGCUUACAACCACAAAUGUCAUGGUGGUAUAGAGGAAAUGUCAGGGGAUCACUUAAGUCAUUAGGAUAAAUCCUUGGAGGGCCGUGAAUAUCUGUACUAAAGUUUGUGCCAGUCCAUCUGGUAGAUGUUGAGAUAUUUCAUUGAAUAAGUGAAGGGGAUCACUAUAGUCCCCUAUAGUUCUGUCUGGACCAAAGUCGUGGACUGACUAACUGCUGCAUAGAGCCACACCGCUUUGGCAAAAAAAAAAAAAUCUGUCCAAGACAAUCAUCAAAAUGAAAUGCAGGUGGAAUAUUUAACUGUAAUGAGAUGUAAAAUCAAAGCUAUGUCAUGGAGUGGGGCUGUAGGCAAUGAGAAAACCCUUGUAUUUAAUCGUUAUGAUUAUAACCUAAGCCCGCACAUAUUCAUUACACGAUCAUAAAAAUGUAAGCAAUCAAAAGAAAAAUGUAAUUUUAAUCUACAGUGUAAUGUGUUUCUUCAGGAUAAUGAUGUGGAGAAGAGAGAGACGUCAAGUGUCUGUAAGCCCAAGGGCAGGUCAAAUGACAAAGGACUCCACAUUUUAAAAGAAGAGCAAACUUCCCUUACGGAAAUACUUCAAGUUUACUUUAUGAAGUAUACUUAAGUAAAAUUCAAGUAUAUAUUUCCCGAGUAUACUUUAUGUAGUAAGUAUACUAAUACAAAUGUACUAGUUGUAUAUUUAUAAGCGUACUGCUUUAAUACUUCUUGGGACUAAACUAUACUAUAAGUAUACAGAUAGUUUACUAGUUUUAUAUUUGUAUGUGUACUACUUCAAUACUAAUUGGGACUAAAUAGGCCCUCUUUUUAGUUUAUAAAAUG